Molecule: messenger RNA, 951 nt
Organism: Sorex araneus (European shrew)
Lineage: Eukaryota; Metazoa; Chordata; Mammalia; Eulipotyphla; Soricidae
Product: olfactory receptor 52A1-like
Exons: 1
Coding region: 1-951 (316 amino acids)
Biological process (GO): G protein-coupled receptor signaling pathway
Cellular component (GO): membrane
Molecular function (GO): olfactory receptor activity; G protein-coupled receptor activity
Source: RefSeq, a predicted model, not a curated record
AUGGGACCCACCAAUAUAACAUAUCUAAACCCAAAAACCCUGACCCUGAUUGGAAUUCCUGGACUAGAACAUGUGCAGUUUUGGAUUGGAUUUCCUUUCUUUGUUUUGUGCAUGGUGGCUCUACUUGGGAACUUCCUCUUGCUCAUUAUCAUCCCUACAGAACGCAGUCUUCACCAACCUAUGUACAUCUUCCUAGCAGUGUUGGCAGUAACUGACCUAGGUAUGUGUAUAGCCAUUGCCCCUAAGAUGUUGGCUAUCUUCUGGUUUGGGUCCAACUCCAUGGCCUUUGAUGCCUGCUUAACCCAACUUUUCUUCAUCCAUGCUCUGCAGGGCAUGGAAUCAGGCAUUCUGCUGGCUAUGGCCUUUGAUCGCUAUGUCGCUAUCUGUGAUCCUUUGCGCCACUCCUCCAUCCUCACACCUGUCUUUCUAGUUAAGUUGAUACUGAUGCUUGCAACUCGGUCAACAGUGCUUGUUGGGAUUGUACCCAUUCUGCUCAAACGAUUGCAACGUUUCCGCUCUGUUGUUAUUGUCCAUUCUUACUGUGAGCACAUGGCUGUGGUCAAGUUGGCUGCGGAAGAUGUUCGGAUUAACAAAUCAUUUGGGCUCUUUGUAGCUUUUGCUAUACUAGGUUUUGACAUAAUCUUUGUCUUUGUUUCCUACUUUCUAAUUUUCCGAGCUGUUUUUAGACUUCCCCAGAAGGAGGCACGGCUCAAAGCGUUCAACACUUGUACUGCUCACAUUGUUGUUUUUCUGGAGUUUUAUAUCCUUGCAUUUUUUUCCUUCUUCAGCCACCGUUUUGGUCGUGUAUCUCCCUAUACCCAUAUCCUCUUGUCCACUAUAUAUCUGCUUGUUCCUCCUGCACUUAACCCCAUUGUCUAUGGUGUGAAGACCAAGGAGAUACGCAAGCGUGUUGCUCAGAUUUUCAUUCUGAAACCUGAUACCCAGCACUGA